Messenger RNA from Paraglomus occultum, 327 nucleotides. NCBI's taxonomy places the organism in Eukaryota, Fungi, Glomeromycota, Glomeromycetes, Paraglomerales, Paraglomeraceae. The record is from the annotation of a GenBank genome assembly.
AUGCCGGAAUGGAAAACUUCAAACGCAAAGGCGCAUAAGAGCAAAUUGGCGAAAUAUUGGAAGAGCUUGAUUCAGGAACGAAGUAUAGAUGCACAUGAGAAUGCUGCUGUUGAUGGCUACACUCAAGAAGUCUGCAGAAGCAACGGUAGGAAACGGCUGAGGGAGAGUGAUAAUAACAACAAAUCAUCAAAAAAGCUCAAGACACAGGAUCACAAAGAUGAUGAUGACAGAGCACAAAUAGCAACAAAUAUAACAGACACUCUUCUGCACGAAAUUAAAAGAAAUGUCCUUCACAAAAUUUCAAAAGCUUCAGAGAAUAGCAAUUGA